Molecule: messenger RNA, 1064 nt
Organism: Salvia miltiorrhiza (redroot sage)
Lineage: Eukaryota; Viridiplantae; Streptophyta; Magnoliopsida; Lamiales; Lamiaceae
Product: pathogen-related protein-like
Exons: 4
Coding region: 206-922 (238 amino acids)
Source: RefSeq, a predicted model, not a curated record
UAAUAUAGUCUUGGAAUAUGAGAUGGAAGCUACCACUACCACAUAAUAAUAGUAUAUUAUUCCUUGACCACCGUAAUAAGGAUCGGAAAAUAAAAUUUGAGCACGCAACCACAGCCACCUAACCUUAGCUGACAUAAUAAUAUAUAGCUCAUAUAUAUCAUAAAAAAUUAAAAGAAAACAUCUCAUAUCCAAAUUUGGUCUGAAAAUGGCAUCUUCAAACACAGAUGCAGAAAACUAUCGAUCCUUCAUGAACGAAGACGAUGUCAAGAACAUAAACUGGAGGUAUGGCUCUGCUCCCAACUACGAUGUAGUUGACAAGCUCUUCCAAGAAGGCAGAACUAAGAUAUGGCCUCGUGGAUCGCUGGAAGAGAAGGUGCAGACACUCGUUAAGACAUGGGAGAUGGAGUUGUUCCACAAAGUCGACAACCAAGACUUCAAAACAGUUGAUGUUGACAACUACACAUUCAGUCUGAAUGGAAGAAAAGCAUUGUCUCUUGAAGAGAAGAGGAAGCUUGGAGGAGGAUACAUCUCAUUGCUGCAAACAUCCUUACCGGAGAAGUUUAGGUGCUUCGAUCCGGCAAAGGAGACGUUGGACUCGGCCCACCGCGCUUUCACGACGACGUUUCCACGCGGGUUUGCCCUCGAGAUCCUUGAGGUCUUCUCCGGCCCGCCGGUGAUCGUCUACAAGUUCAGGCACUGGGGGUUCAUGGAAGGCCCUUUCAAAGGGCACCCCGCAACUGGUGAAUUGGUCGAGUUCUUUGGUAUGGCCAUUUUCGAGGUGAAUGAGAAUUCAAAGGUUGUGAGGGUUGAAUUCUUUUACGAUCGAGGAGAGCUGCUUGGAGCUCUUGUCAAAGGCUCCAAUUCUGACGAGGUGGCUGCUCAUGUUUCUUCAAGCUGCCCGGUUUUAAGGAACACUGGUUAAUAUGUGAUCACUUAAACUACUUGAAUUCUUUCCCUUACUGCAUAAAUACUUCAACCUAAUGUGAUUAUGAUAUUUCUUCAAUAAUAUCAACAAUGUAUUGACUUAUAAGUUUUGAUCGCAACAUUCUGUGUUUUCUCAUUUA